AUGGCCGCCGCGGGCCAGUUCGGCGAGAUACCAUUGGAAUGCACGUACUGGACUCCCAUCGAAGCAGGUGUGGCGCCUCCGGGGCAUGUCUACCUGCCCCCUCCGGAGUUCAUUGGGGUGUUCCUGCCUCCGCCGGUUCCCGUUCUGGAAGUUCCAGACCCACUGGCGCCGUACGCCGUCGAUGCGGCUGCGAGCGCAGCCCGUCUUCAGAAGCUCCUCCGGCUUCCACCAUCGUACCCGUGGACUCCCGGUCCCACGCUUCCCACGGAUGAUGUGGCAUACAGCCGCGGGUUCGGCUACACGACACCGCCGCUCCCUUUGUGGAUCAAACCGGGAUUUGUCUACGGCACCACCCCGAACCUGUACGUGCCCCGUCCAGCCCUGGAGCCAGUCAUCCCGGGCAGUACAAUGGCGCCUUUUGGAACCCCUCCUUGGCACCCACCACCACAGGCGCGCCGUCGCACACCACAGCUCCGCCACGGAAACGGAAACGGGAGCGGUCCGACGCCUCCGACGCCAGGUGGGCGACGUAACCGAGACUCGCCGGGCCAGCGGGCUCAGGCCGGACCCAGCGAGACACCCGAGCAGCCAGUCGGCCCCAGUGACUCCCGCGAGUUCUCGCCAGACCUUCCGGCUGAACCAGAUUCCGACAUUGCCGACCAGCUUUUGCAGAAGAAAAAAGAAGCUGCCUCGAAGGUGGAACCGGCAAACGACGCAGCUGGGGAAGCUGAACCGACAAAGGAGGCGGAAGGGAAGGCAGAACCUGAUACGAAUCAGGCUAGCAACGAUACACCACCAGGCGACACCAGUCCACGCCAGAAGGUCACCCGCGUCUACAGCGCCGCAACUCUGAAGAGCCUGAAUAUUGGAGGACGUGGACACGGCUCACCGACUGCCAGUGGCGAAAGGGGCAAGCCAAUACCGUCAGAGCCACGCAUCGAGUACUGCUGGCCAGAUGAGACGCCUUCCAGGGAAAAAGAGGAGCCGCCCGUGGCCCCAGCUUACCUGCGCGCAGCCAGGAACAGCGCUCCGGCGAAGCCGAGUGCGCCACCUCGGGCCAAGUCAAGCCUGCAGGACGGCCGCAAGCAGGGCUCGCCGCGUGACCGUGGUCCGCGACGACGCAACUCGGUGACUGCCUGGUGA
Molecule: messenger RNA, 1143 nt
Organism: Dermacentor andersoni
Lineage: Eukaryota; Metazoa; Arthropoda; Arachnida; Ixodida; Ixodidae
Source: RefSeq, a predicted model, not a curated record